This is a messenger RNA of Adineta ricciae, 1701 nucleotides long. Lineage: Eukaryota; Metazoa; Rotifera; Eurotatoria; Adinetida; Adinetidae. The record is from the annotation of a GenBank genome assembly.
AUGACAGAAACUCUACCGAUCGAUUCAUUAAUGAUUGAUCGAUGGACAAGUCAAUGGAUGAAACAACUUGGUUUUAAUAACGAACAAUUACUCAAACGGAAUCAUAAAGUCGAACAAUUUUCACGAAUACUAUUGGAACGCAUUCAGAAAAAGAAACAAACAGAUAUCGCUCAACGUGAACAACUACUGAUUGAAACUUUACGCGAAUAUGAACAUCGAUUGAGUCGAACAGGAUUCGAUAAUGAUAUCAGUGAAGAUUUCGAAACGAUGAAAUUAAGGCAGAAAGAAUUGUUGAUCGAAAAAAAGCAUCAGGAAUUAGAUGUGAAAGAAGAGCAAUUUAUUAAAGAACUCGAUCAACUGUCUCAAAUAGAACGAUCUCUAUGUCAAAUUCUUACAGCAACAGAAAUGGAACUUGUUCCAGAUGAAACCUUAGUCAAACGAAUUCAGCGUUUACAAGAUUAUUUAACCACACUGGAGAAUCUCAAAAAUGACCGAAUGAUCACGUUGAAAUCCUAUCGAACUCGAUUGAACGAUUUAUGCACUCAGCUUGAUUAUAAAUUAGAUGAUCAAUCAGUUGUAACGCAAUUAGUCGACGAGAAAUAUGAAUCUUGUUUAGCGACGGAUUCACUCAGACAAAUCGAAUGUCUGCUCAAUGAGCUCGAUGUUAAAUACGAAGAACAAGGAAAACAUGUUCAUAGACUUAUCGAAACGUUAGAAAAAUUGUAUUCAAAAUUGACAAAAGAUGAUGCAUCGCCACCGAAGCGUUCAGCUGCAUAUAUUUUACGACACAAUACUGCAGAAACAGUGACGCAAUUAGAACAGGAAAUCGCUGAUCUACAAGCAAAACGUAUGGCAACUAGUAAAGUAUACUGUGAAAAUUUGCGAAAAAAGAUCGAAGAUCUCUACGAUCGAUGUCAACUUGGUGCAUCUGAACGACAUACCAUUGAUUAUGAAAAUCUUACGCCAGAUACACUCGAUGAAUGUGAUCGAGAAUACGAUCGUUUAGAUGAUCUAUACCGCAUUCGACAACCUAUUAUUGAUGCGUAUGAACAAUGGAGAUUACUUGUUCAACAACAUGCUGAAUUCUUGAAAAAAUCCACGUCAGCAGCACGUUUUCAUGAACGCGGAUAUUCUGCAGUAAAGGAGCAAGCCGAACGAAAACGGUUUGCUAUUGCUCUACCUAAAGCGGAACGAAAUUGCUUAAAUACACUUGAACAAUGGGAGAAGGAUCAUCUUGACGAACAAUUUCUAAUCAACGAUGUUCCACUACGUCAAAUUCUCGAUCAACAACACAAUGGAACAUCAAACACGACCACAACGGCCACAACAGCGCUAGCACCAUCAAAAAUAACUAAGACGGUAUCGACAUCAUCAAUCAGUUCCAUGGCUGUUCCACAACGUACAGUAUCGAAAGCAAAUGCUCGAAAGAAAUCUCUUCGUAAUCUUGUUAAACAAACCGUCGAAUCUCAUAUGACUCAAAGUCAUCACGAAGAAGCGGACGAAGAUACACUAGAAUUCACUCAAUUGGAAAAUAUUAAACACAUUAACGGAUUGCCAAGAAUUGUGACAUCAACACCAAAAACAGGAAAAAACAAUCUACACCAAACCGAACAUACUGUUGUCGAUAUGGGUCGCAUCAAAACAAAUGAUCCCAUCCAGAAACAUCGUCCGUCCAAACGAGUAAUUCCAGUACGUCGAUGA